AUGAACUCCACUGGCCCGACUGUGCUCAAGGCCUCCAACGCAGAAGAGUUGAUGCAACAUGUGCUCAAUCAUCACGCGCCACCUUCAACAUUGAUCGUCUGCUCCUCCAAGGCAGCCUUCCUUGAAGCACUCCAGAAAUCGCAUCAAUUCGCAGGGCCUGAAGAUGCAGGCCAGGCGCAGAGUGCGCCGUCAUCAGGCACAGGACAAUUUCUUGAAAGGCCAACUCUCCGCCUGCUGUCAACCUCGCGCACGCUCAAACUGGCAUUCUGUCCAGACAUCACCCACCUCCGAGCUUACCUGGCAACCUACAGCAGCACCAUCUCCAAGCGCCUCGCCGAAAGCAAAGGGGACACUGCACUGCGACUGCCAGGAGCAACUCCCAUCCUCGCCAUACUCAACCCCGUCGAGCUUCACCGACCAACCUCCGCCUUCUCCGCGCAAGGUCUGAAUCGCACGCUGUCAGUGGCAGUCGAAGCCGCGCACAGCACUGGGAGCAAACUCAUCCUGUGCGAGACGCCGACCUCAGACCGGGAUCCGUGGGACGAGGAACUUUCUAUCCUGAACGUUACCACAAAGCGGCUCGGCGAAAUGUCCGUAGGCCGAACGGUCAAGGCGAAGACGGUCGCUCAGAGGUGGUGCACGUUCGACAGGGUAUCCUCCCACGAAGCGUUCUAA
Molecule: messenger RNA, 675 nt
Organism: Lecanosticta acicola
Lineage: Eukaryota; Fungi; Ascomycota; Dothideomycetes; Mycosphaerellales; Mycosphaerellaceae
Source: the annotation of a GenBank genome assembly